GGUGCCGCUCUCUCCCUCCCGGGCUGUGAGUUUCGACUGCGCUGGAGGCUUUGCGUGGCGCUUCUCGCCUCCUGACACCGGACAUCUUUGGGAGAAGAGAAGGCUAAGGGUACAAAAAUCCCCGAAUGGUGUCCCUAAACAGUUGGAUGGCGCUUUGUACGCCUGCUUACGGCAACUCCUGCAGCCAAGCUGGUGCCAAAUGUAUUGCUCUGCUUUCCUUUGGACCACAUCAGUGAGGCCAAGAGGGUGAUUUGUUGCCUGGGCAGCCCAGGACCUCCAUACACGCUGCCAAAGCUUGCGCUCCAGAGAGGUCAGUUCGGUGCUGCUAAUGCAGCAAAAACAAUGCGGGAGGCAGCCAUAACAAGUUACCUAUCUCCACAGCCACAGCAGGCACUGUGAUUCUCCAGCAGUUUAAUUUCAGCCUUGGAAGUGCACUCCACUGUCUCUAGACAGACAGAUGCCAACAAUUUAGGGUAGGAUCUGUGGGUUAGCCUUUUCUAGCUGCUGUCCUUUGACUUACGGGUGGGCACCAGCAACCCUUGCCUGUCUGUUUCAAGUCAUCCAGAUCUACCUGCCAGUAGAUCUCACUCUUAAUUUCUGCCCAUCACUUUGUCUCCAGUUGGUCUCCAAUUGGUCUCCAGUUCCCCUCAGACUGGGAGCUGAAAGGGUAAAGGUUGGAUCUGAGGCACUGCCCAGAGGGGAAUAAAAGGAGGCCUGAUUCUGUUCUCUGCUUCUCUCCCCACCCCCGAUGUUGUGGACUACAACUCCUUUCAGCCGCAGCUAGCACUGUUGUGCUGGUCUAAACAAAUAGAAAUGCUUAUUCAGUUCUGGGUCUUGGGCAGGGAUAAGAAACCGGUGGUCCUGUAUUUGUUGUUGCACUCCAGUUCUCAUCACAGUCAGUGGUCAGGUAUGAUAAGAGCUGUAGUCCACCUCAUUAAUCACGGCUGUACUAUAAAUAGCAGUAAUCCAGUAAUGUGAACCUAACAUCUUUUAAGUCUCAUAGGACGUCAUGACCAGGUGGGCACGAGCAAAUGUCACCCACAACAAGAAGGCUCUGGAUGCAACACCAUGGGAACAUAUGAAAAAUGAUGCCACCGGAAGCGCAACAACAAAUAGAAAGCAAAGCUCUUCAAACAACUUUCCCUUGAGAAGUACUCAAGGGAAGAAGAAAAAUAAGAAGAAAAAAGACUAUACGAAUGAAGAUGUCAACGGUUUUAUGGAAUAUUUAAAACAGAACUCUCAGACAUUGCAUAAAGGAGAGCUGAUCAACAGCCGUGAAGCAAAGGAUGAAAUAGCAACAGCUUUGAAAAAGGACCGGCGGCGAGAGGGGAGAAGAGUGAAAAGGCAGGAAACGAAAAAGAACACAAUGGUGUGCUUCCACUGCAGAAAGCCAGGACACGGUGUGGCGGAUUGCCCAGCUGUACUUGAAAGCCAAGAUAUGGGAACUGGAAUUUGUUACCGCUGUGGAUCUACAGAGCAUGAAAUCAACAAAUGCAGAGCAAAAAUAGAUCCUGCUCUUGGUGAAUUUCCAUAUGCAAAAUGCUUCAUUUGUGGUGAGAUGGGACAUCUCUCAAGGUCAUGUCCUGAUAAUCCUAAAGGACUCUAUGCUGAAGGAGGUGCUUGCAGGAUCUGUGGAUCUGUGGAGCACUUUAAAAAAGAUUGUCCAGAAAAUCAAAAUGCAGAUCGAGUGGCAACUGUUGGUCGAUGGCUCAAAGGAAUGAGUGCAGAUUACCAAGAGGUUUUAGACAGCCCUAAACCGCAAAAACCAAAACCAAAAAUAGCUAAAGUUGUUAACUUCUGACAACUGCUGUCUGGCAUCAUUCUUUACAACAAUUCUCGGUGUUUGGCUUAAAGUUAUACUACUAAAAAUGGACUGUGGACUGUAGUUCCAGAAUAAGCCAUAACUGCAGUCUGCUAAGUGAUGAUCACUUAAUAAAACCCUAACUUGAAUGGAAGCUUCCUAGAGAGGAGAGGAAAUGCCUUGCCAGAAGAUAAAUUGCAGCAAGUGACUGCAUGACAGUAUAUCUCUGAACAGAAAGUUAAACUAUGCAAUUGCUGGUUUUCCAACCAGCGUGUCAGUGGGUAAUAUAACAUGUUACUCAGUGGAGAGUAGUCAUACCAAUAAACAAAUGGGAAGGAGAGCUAAUAGGUCAAUCUGCUUUUUGUAAAUGAAACGUGCUACGACAGAAGGUAUCUCAAAAUGAAACUGAGUCCUAUUUUAGUGUUGAAGUUCUUGACCUCACCAUGAACAUGGGAAUGAGACAACAGUUGAAUAGCCAAAAGCAAAGUUAAAACAUUGCUGGUAGCAGGGUUGAUCUUGCAGCAUGAAUAACAAUGAAAUGAUUGUGUUUUUAGUUGAAUUAAAUACUUGAUGAAGUCAUUUCCCUCCCCCACAAAUAAACCAGUGUAAUAAAACCACAUGUAUCAAGUUCUUGUGUUUUCUGAAUAAUUGUAUUCUUUGCAGUGUUAUGGUUUGCAAUUUCAUUUAUGUUGACUACUUGCUGUCUGCUGUGACAUCUGGAUAAUCACAGAUUUAGUCUUUAACUACCAUUCUCUCCUUACAAAUUACUUACACUUCAACAGUUUCAAAGUGUAUUUCCUGGAUGAUCUGUUAAUGGCACUGCCCAUGUGGCUUCUGGAAGAACUUUUCUCAGCUAUAUCAGUUUUCUUUUACUUUGGAGGAGCAGGGAUGGUUAGCGAGUGGAGAGUGGCCAUUUGCAAAAGGAGCAUCACAUUUUGAGAAACAGCUGUAGCUCAGGUUAGAGCACAUAGUUGCGUGCAAGAUUCAGUGAUAGAACAGCACUGAAGGAAGAUUGCACUUCUUGGAAUGUUGUCUUUGGGCACCUGAUUCAGUUCCUACUAAAAUCUACUGGAAUUCUGUCAGUUUUAGUUAUUCAUUGCUUUCCUGGUAAGUUCAAUAACAAAAAUACCAUCUAAAACCCAAAAUAUAAUAAAUAACGAGAUAAUUAUACAGCCUUAAAUUAAAUUAGCAUAACACUCAUAGUUUUAAUUAUUUAAUUCAAAGGUGUGUGUUGAUAUGACUAAAAUGUAUACAGUAACUCAUUCUGAAAGCAGUAUCAAGUAGUUUAAAAUAGCAUAGGACACCUAUAUAUUCACAUGCUGCCCCAUUGCUACUCCCUUUGUGCAAGCAGGAAAACAAUCUGGGCAGCAGCAGUAAAUCGUUAUGGUUAAUGCCUUCCAAACAAGUCAGGAUCGAUAAGCCAAGUUUUAACUAUGGCAUCCUACUCUUGUGUAGAGGGAAGAGCAAAGGAGCUGCAUGAAAGCACAUGGAGAUCAUUCAUGCCCUUACUAAGCCAGGACUUAAUUGUUCAAAUACAGCCUUGGCCUAUGCACAGUAUCUGUUUUUGCAACUACAAGAAAUAGGAAACACAACCUGACAUUCUCAGGAUUCUGAAAUCGGUGCCUAUUACCGAAUGUCAUACGUGCACUAUGUAACUGCAAAAUCAUGAAUAACAAAUACGGCUGUUAGCUGAGAUUAACAAUAGACUAGGAAAAUUAUUUACAAUAGAAAUUAAAAUUUACAUACAAUGAUAUUUUUAAAUAAAUAAAAAAUCAGUAUUUUAAAUUGUGUGCAGUAAUACGUAUUGCUUUGACAAGUUUUCUGAGGACUCCAAAAGAACAAUGAAAUGUUGAUGAAAGAUGACUUAACUUAGUUACUGAAUUUAUCAUUAAAUAGCUCCAUCGUAUGAUGAUGUAGAACAUUGUGAUGAUUUAGAUAUACAGGUCCUGAACAUAAAAGUAGGUAGCAACUGACUUGCCAGCUUGAUAAAUAUUGGUGUUAAUGACAACUUGUGUAUAAGAUGUAAAGAAUGGUAAAGUUAUUUACACAGUAUUGCUUAACUAAAUGCAGUCCAUUGUGCUACUCUGUAACUCCAAGAACCGAAUGCACCCAGAAGCUGUAUCCUCAAUUGAUUUUGAUGAGCCAUCAAGAGUUGCAGCAACAUAAGGCAUAACACCAGGUGUUCCUUGGAUGCAGUAGGAAAC
Molecule: messenger RNA, 4005 nt
Organism: Zootoca vivipara (common lizard)
Lineage: Eukaryota; Metazoa; Chordata; Lepidosauria; Squamata; Lacertidae
Source: RefSeq, a predicted model, not a curated record